Molecule: messenger RNA, 829 nt
Organism: Mytilus trossulus (common blue mussel)
Lineage: Eukaryota; Metazoa; Mollusca; Bivalvia; Mytilida; Mytilidae
Exons: 3
Coding region: 61-648 (195 amino acids)
Source: RefSeq, a predicted model, not a curated record
UUCUCGUUUCUUUCCCCCAUUUCAUAUUAUCUCUUAGCUAAUUUUCAACAACAACAGCCAAUGGAAUCACAGAAAUUAGACAGGGGAUGCUUUGUGUGUGGUAAAGGGGAAGCUAAAAGAUGUUCAUCUUGUAAACAGGUUUUAUAUUGUUCUAAAAUAUGCCAAAAGGCUGACUGGAAAACUCAUAAAAAGAUGUGUGUUAAAACUGACCAAAACGCUAACUACAACGAGAAACAUGUCCACCUACCGUUGGGAGAAACAGAUAAUCUUCCUCAGAUACCACUCACAAGUACAUUGUACGAAUCUGCCACAACCAAGACCAAGAACCUGUUCCCAGGAAAGGAUGUCCUCUGUUCCUUGGAUACUCUCUCUCCAGCUCCUAGGUUUGAUGCUGUUUUUCUGGCUUACAUUGAAGGAAUUCAUCCUUAUGUAUUUCGCCAUGCAAUAAAUAUUCUGGAUAUGAAUAGAAAGGAAUCGUUUUUGACCUUCUACCUUGACUACGACAAACCAGAACCUUACUUCACAUGGGAAGAUGUCAGACCAGGAAAGUUCGUUGUUAUCCAACUUCCACAUCUUCAUUACUUUAUGGACGGUCAAGUCGGAUUCAGGAUAGAGGAACCUUACGAAGUCAGAUUUCUGGAUGGUUGAGCAUUCAGUAAAACAUUCAUCCUAAAUCGAGCAUUUAUUUAGGCAUUUAUGUGAGGCACCAUCUUGGACAUUUUUAUUUGCUAAUUCGUCCUGAUCGAAGAUUUGAAAACAUAGAUACAAAACAAAGAACAAUUAUCUUAUAUUAUUUUAGACCAAUAAUUAAAUCCUGUAUUUAACUUUA